UGUGAAUAAAUGAGGGGCCGAAGCUCCGCACCCGGUGCGGUAAAUGUAACCGGGACAUGGGUGAAGGGAGUAAAGUCCGUCUGCUCUAACGCUGCGAAAGAGGGGAGAUCGGCCCCCGCCUCCGCAGCGCUUGAAGCCGGUCGCCGGGGAGGCGCCGCCGGCAGCGCCGAGGUGAAAGGUCGUGGGCGGGUCCAAAGGUCACUGCAGCGGGCGGGGGGGCAGAGGGGAGAGGGUGCUGGGCUCUGCGGAGGGGCUACCUCCUCAAAUCCCCGCCGCAGUGACAGGAGAGAAGCUGCAGCUAACUCCAGAACAGUUUAGUUUUGACUGAAUGAGCAUUGUUUUUGGAGCGAAUGACAGUGAUGAACAGGGGGCUAAUUGGUACGAUGUGCUCCCAUGUUUAUUGCUUCCAAAUUGCAAGAAGCAAUGGUCUCCGAGUCCGCCUUUACUGUUCCCAGGCCUCACAGAAAACAAUUACCAAGACUCUGAAUGAAAGUAAAGAUGCUACACACCUGAAAUUGGUAGAACUAGGAAAGAAUUUGAGCAAAAAAACUAUAGACCACAUCCGAGCCACAACGAACACCCUAUGGGAAAACUAUGAGGAGUUUGUUGGACUGAAAGAAGUUCAAGAGGCACAGCUGAAAGUCACUGAGGCAGAAAAAGCAUUCAUGGUUGCCCGUGGUGUUGUUCGACAAAGCCAGGAAACCCUUGAAGCCCAGCAUUUAAAACUGAAGGAGGUGCGGGAUAAAUUAGACAGAGUCUCACGAGAAGACAGUCGCUAUCUAGAGCUGGCUACUCAAGAACAUAAACUGCUUCAAGAUGAGAGACGACAUCGAACGGCGUAUGAAAAUGCAGAGGAGCUUGAGCGUGAGACGUUUGCUCUGUUUUCAGCAGCAGUGAGGGAAAGCCAUGAGAAAGAGCGGGCCAGAGCAGAGAGAACAAAAAACUGGUCUCUGGUGGGGUCUGUUUUAGGAGCCGUAAUUGGAGUCCUGGGGUCGACUUACAUCAACAGAGUUCGACUGCAAGAGCUGAAGGCAUUGCUUCUCGAGGCACAGAAAGGGCCGAUUAACUUGCAGGAAGCGCUUAAGGAGCAGGCCUCCGUGCACCAAACCCAGAACAAGGAGCUCAAUGCUCUCGUAACCAAUUUGAAGGAACUGGUGCUCCAGGAAGGUGCAGUGCAACAAGCAGGGAAGGCCACCACUAAAAUUGGAAAAUCAGAACCUGCUUUGAAACUGGAUCCUUUUUUGAUUUCUCUGAAAGAACAAGCAACUUCAUUGAAGCAGACCAAUGCAGCAUUAGAGGGGCUGGAACAAAAGGUAAAAAGUCUGCAAAUGUCACUUGGGCAAGUGGCUUCUGACAUCAAGAUAGUAAAAAUUGUCACGCAGACUAAGCCAUCACAAGCAAUGCCUUCGGAAUUGAUGCAAGAUUGGCAGACUCUAGCAACAGAGGAUGUGAUUGUUGGAUUAGCAGAGACUGAAAAGAGGCUGGAGUCUCGUAUCAGAACAAACAGCAUGUAUAACACAGUGCUGACGUAUGCUGCAUUUGCGCUCACACUACCAGUAUUGUAUGUGCUCUUCAGAGGGAAUUAAAGACGCUAUACCACAGAUGCUUGUAAGUUUUGUAAUGUUUGCCAAAAUUGGAUGCCAUUUUCCAGCAAAUGGUGCAAUUAAUCUCGGCAAUUGAUGUGCAUUUUUAUUUCAAAUGUGAAAGAGUUUGUGCUGAUCUGUACUUAUAAAUCUAGAACUUGUAUUUGCAUAGCAUUUCAGUGCUAAGAUAUCCAUAUGCAAUUUAACACUGGUAGAUUACUACAGAAAUGCUGAUGAUAUUUUGAUGUAGAGCAUUAAACGUUAAUGACCAUAGAAUGCACUGCUCACAAUUCCAAACCCUGCUUAAAUUCCUUCAGUAUCCAUGCCUCCUGGCAAUGUGCAAUACAUGAUGGUUGAAUCUAGCGCUUUUUAAAUCCUCAGAGUCUGUCUCCAGCCAUGAUUGUUACAUAUUUAAUUUUCUGUUUAAAUGGCAUUCCAAUUUUGCGUUGGGACAAAACGUGUACAAUGAUGGUGUCAAAGCAGCUUUAAUGUGUUUUCUUGGAUUGGCAUACAAUGCAUAUUUGCAAACAACAACGAUAUUUAUCGGUAAUGAGUACUGAAAUAUUUAAGGAACGGACCAAUACAAGCACAACCACAGCUAUUCAGUCUUAGUCAAAAUGCCAGGAUCUGCCUGUGCAUGACCACUGUUUGUAAAAAAAAAACUAUACAUAAUAAUAGUAAAAGUUAAUUCAAUAACAAUAUAGUUCCAUUGCAAAAAUGUCUAUAAAUUAUACUUUUCCCUUCCCAUGCCUUUUACAGAGGUGCCUUUUAUUUUUGCCCAACCUUUUAGUCACUUUUCAAGAGAUGGAUGACAAUGCAGUAUUGCAGCAGUUAAUGCUGCUACCUCUCAUCUCCAAUGACCUUGAUUCAAUCCUGACCCCAUUUGCUGUCUGUAUGGAGUUGGCAGUUUCUCCCUGUGAUUGCAAGGCAAGUAGUAGGAGAAUCGGAGGUUAACAGGACGUGAGAGAGGAUGGAUUAAAGGGAACCAUGUGGGGGUAGGGGAUUGAUGGGAUUACUGAGAGCUAGUAGGAUUUAAUGGGCUGAAUAGCCACCUAUGUUAAGAAAUAUGUGAUGAUCUAUUUUAAACAUUCCAGUGCUGUUCUGAUUCUUGGUAUUGGUUUAGUACUGGCCAUAAAAUGACCACACCUUUUAAAAACAAAAGUAGCUGGCCUCGAUGAGAUAAUGAGCAUCACUGCUUGAAGGGCCUCGGCACCUCCAGUUACCGGAUGCUGCAACUUAUUCUGAUUUGUGAAAAAACAUUAUAAAACUUGGGUUCAAUUCUGUACUACUAUUGCAGUCAUUUCAGAUUACAGCAUAGCGAUCUUGGAAGGUAUAUUCUUUGUGUUUCUGUGGUAUGGUGCAGUGCUUACAUGGUCUUCCAGCAGUUCAAUAGUGUUUCUGGUUUGGAUUUGUGAGUGGGCUGAACAAAUUUUAUUGCAACUAUUUUUGAGUAAAUAGAUCUAUUAAUCCAUAAUAAUAAUGAGGAAUUAUCCCCUAGAGAGUUCAGUUUGGAUGAGGUCAAUGAUCACCAAAUUUGUGAACACUAUCCUAUUUCUGUGCUACAUUUAGAAAUUUAACAUCAAUUGUGUAAUAAAGUAGGUUUUGUACAUAAGGUUUAAUAACUGAUGUCCAAAUGGUUGUGAUUUUAUUUUAAAGUAAAUAAACCAUGAGUGUAGAGUAAAAUGGUAAUUUGAUGUAAUUUGCUUCCAGGGCAAAAAUCAAAGCAAUGCUUUCAUUGAUGGGGCAGUGUUUAUAAUUGGCCUGGGAAUAUGCCCAAACUACAGAUACAGACCAGUCCUUACAGUUCACC
Pristis pectinata (smalltooth sawfish) is the source of this 3393-nucleotide messenger RNA. It is a transcript of the gene ccdc51, whose product is annotated as coiled-coil domain containing 51. The record is from RefSeq and is a predicted model, not a curated record. The coding region runs from base 351 to 1586 and encodes 411 amino acids. Lineage: Eukaryota; Metazoa; Chordata; Chondrichthyes; Rhinopristiformes; Pristidae. The transcript is spliced from 4 exons.